GCAGUGGUGAUGUCUCAUCUUACUGACAUACUGCAACUAUACGUCGUCGAUGUUAUCCAGAACUAGUGCAGAGAAGAGGAUUUUUGGUGCUGUAGCAUACAACGCGCACUGAAUUCUGUUGGCGACGCUCGAGCGCCACUUUUGCACUGUUUCUUGGUCCGGUCGCCCUCCAGGUUUUUCGUCUUCUACAUCGUAAGUGACUCUUUUUCCGGAUGAGAGCUGCCGUUUUUUUCUACGUUGGGGACGCCGGACCACCGUAUUUUCCCACGCGUUGUUGGAACUCCCGGAAGGGACUAACCUCUCGCGAACUGUUCACUCGACCAUCUUCCUUGUCACUGCACAGGCAAUAAUUUUCUCUGUGGAUUUUCUUUUUUGCUCGAAACACACGAGAUACCCAACUCGUGGCCAUAGAAGUACUGCAGCAAAGCUAUGAAGACGAUUAUAAGCCUUUGCGUUCUUCGUGGCUCCAUCACCGUUUUUGGUAGCUGAUUUUUUAGCUGGAACUGCAGGCUGUCUGUCUCCGCUUAGACCGCUUACGUAAGCAGUCUGCUCCAUGUCUCCUUGAAGGGUAGCAUAUAGUUCCCUCUCUAUGCGCGAGUCUCGCCUUUUCCUCGGUUGGUAAGUCUUUUGUCGCCCGUUUAAGUGGCUGUGCCUCGAGACUUGAGCAGGCCGCCUAAACAGGACCAAAAGGAUUUGCGUUUUUCAGACUUCCUCCAGUUUUCGGGGAGGAGGCGGUGUGCUUUCUUAGAACACACCCGUAACGAGGCGAACUCAUGUGGAAGCUUCUUAACGAAUUUGUGUGACAAAACUGGCUGGGAAUUCAUGGAGCACCUGAACUCAAUUAUUUUUAAUCCCAGUGCUGCCCAGCACAGCGUGGUGGCUUCUUGUGUCGAAGGACUCUUCGCUGCAGUUCUGCCGCAACCAAAUAAUUUGUUGCAUUAGCUUCCGGUGUUUGUAGAUGACUGGAAUCUAACUUAACAACAUCACUUAAUCCUUUUGCUCGUCAGUUCCUGCCUCUGGUGCCUUUGGCCGCGCUCUGUCGUUGUCCUGCCUGCGCAGGGCAUUCUCUCGUCAGGGUCGUGGUUCUAGGCGGAACCGACCGAGCACUCCCCUUUAAUGACCCUCUCUCCUAUCGAUAGAAAUUCAGAAGAAAUUUGCUUCUUUUUUACGCAUUCAGAAAUGGAUGGCGUGAGGGGCGAUGCUGUGCCGGAGGCGACCUCACACAGAGAAGGUUGCACAGAUGGGGAGUCUGACCGGGAGGCGAGUCCUUCCGUUGAAGCGAAAGAGAGCGACAUGGCUUUGUGUGGCGUUAGUCUCGAGGGAGUGUGUGAAUCCGCUUCGACCGAAGCUGGCGCCUCUCCAGCGACGAAGAGGAACACAGCUCCUCUCUCUGUCCUCCCCUGGUUUCUGCCACUUUCCGUCAAUCGCAUGAUUACCAGUUCGCGUCUUCCAGGUCCUCAAGAAGGAUACGACUCGUCUCACUCUGCUCCCUUCCUUAGGAGCUCUGACGGAGUUAUGUACCUUCCUGCGUCUCGCCUUCUUCCACCUCCUCGUCGACUUCGACCACAGGUGGAACAGCAGUUCUUUCAGCGUCAACCGUCCUUCUCUUCCUCAGAAGAUGAAGAAACCUCAAAUGGCUGCCAUCCGCCUUCCGUGAGCUCUUCGCUCGCCUUCAAGUGCUCGACUUCUGCGCCCCCCACGCCUCUUUCGAGAGAUGAAGCGGCCUCGUUCCAUCCGUCGGGUCGGGCCCCAGACUCUCCGGCGUCUGAGCGAGAGGAGCCGCACGCAGAGACCGUGAACGCUUUUCUCCUGCAACGCGCGCGCCGUGUCCAAGCGGAGAGAUCUCAUCGAGUCGCCAGCACCGCUUCCGGAAGGCCUCAGCAGUAUCUGCAACAAGUGCUUCUUCAGCAGCAGCCUGUGAGGAGGCGUGCGGGCCUCGAGGAGCCUUCUACAGGCAUCGCGGCCUCGGCGGAUAUUCUCGGGGUCGUCGAGCAACUGCGACAGGUUCUGGAUCGUCUUGAGGGCUCCGAGGCUCUCGUCGAUGGGAGACGGGAGCCUCGUCCCCACAACGCAAGGGACGAGCUCACGGGCCUUCUCCGGCCCCAUUACCCAACGCCGGCGCGUGCGCGGUCGCUUCCAGCGACUACCCCCGCGGCGCGGCAGGCGCGGAGACAGCGACAGCAGCAGCAGAGACAGGACUUGCAGGACCUAAGGCAGCUGAUCUUCAAGGUCGCUGACCUCACGAUUUCGGACCCCGCUUCGUGGGCAAGUGCGACCGCGUCUGGCGGCUCAGAACUCGAGGAAAACGAGUUCCAAAAUCGAGUGCUGUCGCCAACAGGAGGCGCUGCAAACUCGGGGAACACUAGCGCGGGAAGCGCGACCCCGGCUUCUGCUUCUGAGGGGAACUCGGGUGGGGCCCCGGAUCGUGCCGCGGCCGCGGGGAACGCAGCUGGUGCGAGACAGCCGGCACCGGUUGGCGCUCAGUCGACUGCACCAGCUCCGACAGUUUCACCGGCUUCCGCCCAGCAGAAUGUACUCCUGUUUCUCGGCUACGGCGGAGGCUCCUUGCUGGUCCGCACUCUGAUGGUUAGAGAGAGCGCAUUGGCGUCGGAUGAAUCGAAUGAGUGGGUUUCAGGCGCGGGCAUUUUUGCGGAACUCAAAGAGCUCCUAAUUUACGUCAAGAACGAGUGCAUGUAUCUACUGAGGGAGCUCGCGAUCAACAAUAUGCAUCUCGCCGCCGUUUGCGCCUGGAAUCCUGAACUGAUGCGUCUUCUCUUCGAGCUCAUGGAGUCUCCAGUUACCUUCGACAGCUCGGAGCUGCUUCUCGAAGAAUUGGUCUCCUCUCGCGAAGGAUUGCUUUCCGCUCGACAGGGGUGCCCGCAGUGGUUUCAGGAUGAGGCUGCCGCUCUCGCCCACUCAAGGGCGGCCUCUCGGCUCCAGACCUCGCUCGAACGCGGCUCUGAAGGGGCUUCAAGAAGGGUGUUCUCCAGCCUCUCGGGCGGCACAGAGGGUCAUCAAUCGUUCUUCUCGUCGACGUCCGGCCUUCGAUCUGGCAACGUCCUCCAAACAAACUUUGUGUCGCGUCUCAGCAUGCGUCAUGUGGCUGUGAUGACGCGCCUGCUCAGUCUCCUGCUCUUUGAACGAGACGACCGGCAUGCGUGUGAAGACACACUGUCGCUGCUCCAGAUUCCUCAGGCAGACACGCAACGAGGGCGUCGCCGCGAGCAGAAGAAACGGAAAAAGGCGACACUCCAGACUGGCGAGAAGCUCCGGCAAGCCUCGACAGACAGCGGCAGCAACUCAGACGAAGGGGUGGCUGAGAAACGGCGAUUUCUCCUGAAGGAAGAGACGGAAGAAGAGAUGGAGACGCGGGGUGGGAAGCAGGUCAAAACAGGGCGAAGAAGAGACAGGAGCAGUAGGUCAAGGUCGCCGUCUUCUCAUGCGCAUGGGAGAGAGGAAGGGCUGUGGCGGCAGCGUGGUUCGGACGACGAGAGCCAAACGUCUACCGAGGAAGCGGAGGAAGAGGAGCCGAGGUAUCCGCAUAUCUUUCCAAGAUACAUUCAAUCGGUGUACUCGUCUCGAGAGAAUGUAAGCCGGCUUCUGCGUCGCGCCUUGGACCGUAGACUCCGGGGGAAGACCCACCGACUUCGCGCGUCUUCCGCUUCACCUUCAGAAGGUCCUGACGAGGUCGACCGCCGUGCCAGCGACGAGUGCGAAGCCUCCCGACAAAGCCAGGGACGCGACGCCAGCGGGGGCGCCUCACAUGUUUCCGCCGCCCACACUUCGCCCUCCAGCGACGACAGAAGAGGCAGGUGUGACUGGGGUUCGACAAUGCGUUCGACGUCUGCCUUUUCUGACUGGAGGGAUGGAAUCGAGGUCAGGACCGACAGUGAGGGGGGCGAGGAGCCGGCAACGUUAGGGAACACUUGCGUCGAUCUUGAGACUCGAGGGAGAAGUCAGCGAAGCAGAAGACCGUCACCGUCUCGUCGCGCCUACCCUGCAGGUUUCCACUUCGAUGCGUGGAACGGCGGGUGGCCGAGGCGCGCAGGUGCAACGAGCGAACCGCUUGGCAGGCGCCAGCAAGCACAUGCAGUUUCGCACGCAGUGUCUGACAGGCCGUGGAUAGAACAGCGGUUCAAGCGCCCGUCGUGUCUCGCUCUCGACCGACAACUCUACGUCGAUGUCCACACGCAGAGCACUCGCGAGCUGCUUCGAGAACUCGAUGAAGGCGCAGGAAGACGCGAGGCGAGGACCCUUCGCUGCUGCCCUCUGUCCGCCACCGGGCUCUUCCACAGUGCCUCGUGCGAUGUGUGUCUCGUGGGAAAUCAAAGGGCGAUUCUCGACUGUCCCCAACUGCUUGAGCGCCUUGUCGAUCUCCUAGCACUCCAGGUGCUCCCGCUCCCGGCUUGUCUCAGCGGGCUGACCUGCGGCAACAUGCCGGGCGCUGAAACGGCCAACGCGCUCAUUCAGCGUCUCAGCCAGUCGACAACUCCUCUCUUCGAGGAGGCUCUAGGUCUCUCUUCCCUCUCCUCUUCCUCGUCGUCUUCUGCCUCUCCGUCCUCCGCGGCUCACGCCGUUCGUUCUUCGCCUCACGACCAGCGCGACGCAGGGGCCGGUCAAGCCGUCACAUCGAGUGUGGCUUCAGCGUCGCAGCCCGUCCGCAGUCAGAAUCAACGCACAGUGAAUCGGGAAGGCGCGCGGACGUUGGCCUCUCACCGGUCUGUAGGUUCGCUGGCGAGGUCUCUGUCACUGCUCGAGGAGGGAAUGCCCGAUGGAGACUCUCCGUCUCGCAGCGACUCUGGUCCUCCACUCGGAGCCUCACAGCAGCCUGCAGGUGGGGUGUCCUCCCGUGGGCCAGGCGGGUCUGCGGGCCCCUCGGUCUGGCGUCGUUUGUCCUCCUUCGUCACAGGCACUCGCAGCUCCCGAGAAGAUCUUGUGCCCGCUUCAGAUGCUUCUGCUUCAUCAUCGUCCGCAUCUUGGGCUGAGCAUCGAGGCAGCGAAGCAGAACGCAAUGCCCCGGUCUCGCAUGCGCCUGAAAACUCGACAGGCAUAGAGGGGGCGGCGUCGCAAGGGCCAGGCAUGGGUCAGGUGAGCGCGACCAUCACGUUCGAGUUCACACCCGAGGGGUGGGUGGGCCCUGCCUCUUCAGCGGCUCUCGGGGAUGCUGCGGAGAAUCCGAAUGGCUGGGGACUCGCCUCGCCAGGCGGCCCAGGCGCUGACGGCCCAGCCGCGACACCUGCAGUGGGAGGAGACACCGUCGCGGCUCCGGCCGUAGGAGGCGACCUGUAUCCUGACGUGACGUUCAUUGCCGCGAGCUCUGAAGAUGUGCGGACUGCAGCUGAGGAAGGCCUUUCUGUGAUUCCGACCUUCGUACCCUCUCCGCCGCACCGACCGAGAACGGUUCGGGUGAUCCGUGAACCUGUCCGCUUUCCAGGAAUCACUUUCCCCUUCUCUGGAGUCGCUGCAGCGCCAGUGCGAGACUCCAAUGUGGACGUCGACUCUUUACCAGCUUCGCCGUCGGUGGCGAACUCGCCUCAUCCCCCCGCGCGGUUCUCUGUGGCCCCGGCUGUCCCAAAUUCAGUUGCAGAGGCAGAAGCGGAGAUCGCGACAGUUCUUGCAGAAAUGGGAGGAUUUGUCUGGCUCCCGAGCGAGUUCAGAGGGACUGAGGAGGACCCGGCGACGAUCCUUCCGGUCACCGCUGCAGGGAAUCCUAUCGUCUACCUUCCGGCGAAUUCGUCGGACUCAGACGGGCCUUUGAUGUUCUGGCCGUGCGUCCUCAUUUUGCCUCGCCCUCGUGCCGAACUCACUGGCUCUCCAGCAGGUCCCGGCCCUCGCGCCUCGGUCCGGGAGGCCCCGGGUACGCGCGAAGCUACGGAGCGCGGGGCAACGGAUCGCGAGGAGACUGCGGCGAGAUUGGCGUCUUCUGGGGCUUCGCCCGCGUCUCGAGCGCCUUCUGCUGCCGUGAACCGAGGAAGCAGUGCUGCAGACUAUCUGUGGAGUCUGUUCUCUCGGGGCUCGAACUCGUCUGCUCCGUCUGUCCCCGAACCCUCUGCCGCACCCCUCCCUCAGGCCUCCUCGAUGGCUUCGCCUCCCUCCGGCCCCGGCUCGCUGGCAGCUGCGCAUUCGGCACAAGCCGCCUCUGUGGGGCAGGCCCCGCAGUCGUCCUUUCUCUUGUCGUCGUUCCCUGCUUCGGUUCCGGCGUUGCGGGGAGGCGCGGGCAAUGCCUCUGCCUCGCGCACGGUCGUCCAGGUGAUGGUCCAAGCUGCGGUCACUCCGGGUCCAGGAAGUGAAGAGCUCUUUUCAGUUUCGCAAAUGGGGACGGAGACCCAGUCGGGCCUAGACGCCGCUCUGACAUCUCGGUCUGGUUCGCUUCCCUUGCCCGCGGCUGCCUCCACAGGACAAACGCGUGGGGCAAACGCCUCAGGCACUCAACCUCCUCCCGCCGGCGCUCGCCGCUCCGCGGUUGACGGCGCAGCUGGGAACUCGACAGAGGCCCUCACGCCUGGCGGCACCAGUGCGAAUCGGUGGACCUUCGUUCCGGAGGUAGGGUGGAUGGCCUCGUCUGGGGCGGGGGGGACUCCCUCGGAUUUAGCUGCGGGUCUGUUUCCUGCGGACGGACUGGCUCUUGAUUUCUCUGGAGUCGCGGCUGCUGGCGCUGGAAGUCUCAGCGAUCUGGCAGGGGUGGGCGACGGCCUGAGCACCACCUUGUGGACGACAGAAGACUUGGAGGAUCUCUCCUUUUCGCUGCAAGCCGGAGGCGAAGGCGGUGCCCACCAGGGGAAUCAGCGAGAUCUGGAGCAGCUGCAGCGCGUCUUCGAUCAGGCCUUCGAGGGCUAUCGAAGCCAGCGUAGAGCUGUGAAGCGCGAGGAGCGAGCCGCUCGGGAACGCCGCCGCGAGAGGCGACGGCUGGAAAAGAGAAGCCAGUCUUGUAAAGCAUCCGCAGAGAGUGAAACCUCAGUUUUAGACUCAACUCAAGCAGCCGAGCGCUUGACACAACCUGCAAGGGAAGCGGCACCAGUGUCGACGGGUGCCGAUGCAGAGACCGGCCUUCGUAUGAAACGCCAGGGCUCUGUGCAAGGCACACAUGCCACAGACGCCCACCCCCGCCCGUCGAGCUCUUCGUCGUCCGCUUCUUCUUCCUCUUCUUCAUCUGCACCCUUGUCCUCGUCUUCGUCAUCCUCUUCAUCCUCUCCACCUCAGCGUCGACGCCGUCGGCCGCGGCGUUCUUGGUUUGUGAGGCCGAGAGGAAUGCCGCCUUUGAGCGCCCACGUGAGAGACGCCGAGAGGGCAGGCAGCGCGCCGCAGAGCCCUGUCUCCUUCCAUCGCUCGCGGACGUCGCCUGCGUCUCCACAGCGUUCUGACGAGCGCGAAGCAGGGCCUGGAGAGUCGGGGGGCUGCAUGCGAUAUUGCGGCCAGCGCCAACGCCGUUCUGGGGGAAGAUAUGAGAGAAGAGGCACCUCAUCUUCCACUCGUGAACCUCAUUCGGAGGAGACGGAAAAGCGAGUUGGAGACGACACGGAGGCAACCGCACCUGAAGACGGCAACGUUUUCUCCCGCAUCCUGAGGCGUCUUUCUUCUUCUUUCUUCUCCAUCUCGGGGCCCGGUGAAACACAGGAAACGGGCGACAGCCGUGAAACUGCAGCGGAUGCUGGUCGGUGCCCUGGUCGCGCCGAAUGCCCAGAGUCGCGUAUUUUUUCAGCUGCCUUUAACGCAGCUGUAGAGGAGGCAAGAGUUGACGCCGGGGGAGAUCUGGAACGCGCAAAGAGAGACGACGACGGAUUUCACAGUCGCACGCCUGGGGCCUUCGGAAAAGCUGCGCCGCUCUUUCGGGGAAGGCCCCCUGACGGGGACUCGGCCGGAAUGGGGCGAGACAGUGGAGGCAGAGGCGAGAGAGGUCGGCAAAGACUCCAGGCCGCCUUAGGGGAGACAGAGAAGACACUGGCAGUCGACCUAAUAGGGGAGGGACCGACGUCGCAGGCUUCACCGUCUUGGGCGUCUGCCUAUUCACUGUCGCCUUUCGCUUCUUCGUCGCCGCCCUGUGCGGGCUCCGGGGACGCGUCUGACGGUGUCAGCGGGGACGAAGGUCAAGGGCAGGGAUCGGUGCCUCCGGGCCAGAGACGAACUCGUGAGGAAGAGAGAAACGUUUGUUCCAGCGGGUCUUUGUCUUCCGGCUCGUUGCGUCCUUCGUCAUCGAUCUCGUCUUCUUCCUACCUCCAUCAUUCUCCGCCGUCUCUCGAGCGGGGAUCGUUCACGACCUUCAGUGCCGAGAAUCUCCAAGACAACGAUUCGUCUUCGUUAUCGGAGGCGCUUCCUGGAGCCUCAGUGGCUUCUUCCCUCACUUCAACGGCGCCUGCUGGGGCCCAGAAAGCGGAGUGCAGGCCCGAAGUGCGAGGCAAAUGGCGGACUCGGCGAGGAACGACAGACGCGCAAAGGGGGCACGCUGACGGCCUUGUGGGCCGAACGGGAGACCGACGGAUGAAUCGGGACGGGAGCAGGCAGCCGCGCGCACACGGCGACAGGGAAGGCAAGGCCCGAACGACUCCGGAGAGUGGCUUGACCGAGCGAGAGCGCGUACGGAUGCGCCGAUACAUUCUUCGGCUUGAGCGGCGAAAACGAAUGGAGGAGACAGAAGAGGUGAAGCGAGCACAAGUUCAGAGAGAGGCAGGAAACUCGCUCAAUCGGAGACGCCAAACAGGCACAAACACACCCUUGUUGCAGCCGGUCUCGUCAUCAGGCGGGGACGAUGCGAGGCGAGCUCGAAGCCGAGAAGGUACAGCGCUGGACGAAAACAACGGAACGACGCAACCGUCUCAGGCCCUGCCUCACGCCUCCGGGUGGGCGCUCCAGGAGCCUUCGCAGGGUCAUCGGGGUGCUUUCGAGGCAGAGCGGGUGGCUGCUUUCGUAGCGAGAGGAAGCUCGGAUUCUUCUGGAGGGGAGCACAGCGAAGGCGACGGCCGCGACGAGAAUCCCUCUGCACGUUUCCCUGGAAGGAAAGAGGCGCGGCGUUUGUCCUCAGGGGGGAGCACAAAAAGCGAUUCCUCGAGGUCCCGAAGCGGAGACAGUUCGCGCGAGCGGGCCCUGUCUCUGUCGUGGAGCUCGGCUGCGUCUCUGACGAGCACGUGGAGUUCAAGCUCGGACAGCAGUUUCAUGUCAACAUCGACAGAAGACGAGGCGGACGAAACCAUCAAGCUGCUUCGGCUCGAGAGGAAGGCCUUGCCUUCGGACUUUGAACUCUUCUCCUCCCUGACUGCGCGCCGCCGCAAGCGAGCCGCCGCUAGAAGGAGAAAAAGCGGCGGCAACGGUGGAUUCACUCCUUCGAGCUCCUCGAACGCCCUCAACUUCUUCAAAGCGCCCCACCGAAGACGCCCGGUCUCCAGGGCUCCAGGAGACACUCACAACCCACACGCGGUCGCGAGGCGAAGGGGCAAGAAGGAACAGGGACAGACAAGAAAAGAAGGCGGGAAGCUUGGGCCUGGCAGCGCUGGGCAGAAGAGAGAAGCAGAGGGGACGCACGGCAAACGGCGGAGACACGACAAAGACAGACAGUCGGGAAGCGGUAAAUGUGCUGAAGAGAAGCUGCGGGGAGAAGCCCAGCUCCAGAGGGAUGGCCGCCAGGAGGGAGACGAAGGAACGACUGUGCCUCCGAGCAUCCACAAGAGAGAAUACGGAGGCGACGAAGACAGAAGCAUUUGGGGAGGGACCGCAGCAGAUGACAUCCCAGUGGAAAGGGCAGACAGAGACAACACAGGGAAGCCAGCGAGCGCGGGGAGUGGUGACAGAUCUGUUGCGCUUACGCGCAUGAAGCAAGAGCUGAGGAGGGCCGAGACAGCAGGCGAAGAAUUCCGAGACCGGAAACGGAAAGAAGGGGAAGGAGGAGACAUCAACUGUGUGCAUGACAUCGACACUGCUAUGACACCUUCUUUUUCGACUCCCAACCGAGUCGCCGAGCGCGGCUGCGAGUCUCCGCUCUCAAAUGUAGACUCCAUAGAACCGAUUCUCUCGACGUCGAUAGAACAGCUGUUCCCGUCGUCGUCUACUGUUGCUAGAUCUUCUUCGUCUUCCUCUCGUCUUCCGCCCUUCGCGGCUUCGUCGGGCAACGCGCGGGAGGCCGCAGCACCUCCGCGUCGCUCUUCGGCUUCCUGCGAUGUCCCUCGAGAGGCCCAACGACGCUGUACUCCUGCGCCUUCUCACCGACCGUCGCCGACCCCCUCACAGCCUCCAAAUCCUUCCUCGGGCGCAUCUGUCGCUGCCUCUUCGUCUUCCAGCUCUGCGGCGAGAGGCCCCGGCGCUCCGACCUCACAGGCUGCAGGCUCGUCUGUGGUGUUUAGCGCCCUGCCGGAAGCUGCGAGCAACAUCAUCAGCUUCGUCCCAACGUUUGUCGGAGAAGGAGGCGCGAACGCACUGGCAGCUCUCGGUGGGGGUCAGAUCGGGACUGGAGCGACAGGGACGAUGAGUGUCGACUUUAUGCUGGCGACGGCGCUCUCAGCUCUCGCCCAGGCGGCCGCGCGGAGCAACAAUGAGUGGCUGCAUGUGCUUCUCAACGGCCUUGUGCAACAUUUUGCGUCGCCGAAUCGGACCUAUGUCUUGAGGAUCGCCGGGCUCUGUCAGCACCAGCCUGAGCAGUUCUUUGUCAUCUGCGGCCUCCUCGCGGGUCGCUUCCGAAACGAGGUCCAGCAACGCCUCAACCAGCUCGGCUUCCUGCCCCUGCUCUCCCAGCUCUUUGACACCCUCGUCUGGUUUGCCCCUGUCCGUGCUCGGAGAGAAAGAAAGAAGACUCACGGAAAGGGCACUGGAGGGGAGUGCGAGUCAGAGAGAGACGGAGACAGGGACUCUCGCCGCGGUGGAGAGGCGAGAAGGAGGCGCCACAGAAAAGGUGGAGAAGGACGCGGCGAGAGCCUGCGGCAAGAGGAGGACCAAAGGGAGAGAAGCCCGGGAGAAGACAUCCAUGAAACGGACCCUCUCAAACUCGCGUGCGAGUCCUCGCUUUGCGGACUGACUGUCGAGUUCCUUCGCGUCAUUCACGAUGUCUGUGACUUCGAGUCUGGAACCGUGGCCAGCGUCACGAAGCGGCAGCUGCUGACUUUCCACGAGAAGAACAUGGUGAUGCAUUCUCUGCGUCGCAUUCGGCGAGUCGACAAAUCGCGAGAGGGCCGGCCGCCGUGCUGCGUACGGGUGGUGAGGCGCCGCACCGCGGUGGUUCACCCGCACCCGAUGAUGUGUGUCUCGCAUUUAGCUCAAGAACGCGAGGCCCGGAAAAAUCUGCGGGCAGAGAAGCAAGAGACGCCUGAGAAACGUCGGAGUCCGAGCGCCCUCGACGCCUCCCAGGACGACGCCCCCGAGAGCGACAGCGAAGCCUCUGCGGGAGGCGGGAAGCCGAUGCCUCUCGCUCUUGACUCGAGCACCUCUCCUGCAGGCUUGACGUCUGAUGCCUCGUCUCCUGCAAAGCCGGACGCCGGCAGAAGUCCCUCACGCGCUGCGUCUCGCCCUGUGUCUCACUCGUCUUCUGCUUCGUCCUCGCCAUCUUCGCCGUCUUCAGGAUCGUUUCGUUCUUCGUCCCGUGGCUCUUCGCCGCCUGUGUCUCCGCGAGAAGACGCAUGCACUGGGGAGCCUCCAAGCGAUGGUGGAGGGUCCGGAACAGCGGGUGUCGGACCCGGGAGUGUGCACCAGUCGGACGAGCAGCAUGCGCGCGUGAUGACGCGGUACGUCUUCAAGGGCACCUGCGGUUUGCUCACGAAGCUGAUUGCGGUGUACGCGAGCGAAUCGUGUGCAUCUGUCUACAAGUUCUGGCUGGCUUCUUCCAUCGAAGCCUGCAUUCGGGGCGGAGACCCGCUGCUGAAGAUCUUCGCCGCGGAGCGAGGCCUUCUCCAUGUGCUCCUCAGAGACAUCGUACGGAUCGCAGGCGAACAGGUCCGCGAGCAAAGGCGACAGGAUCGGAAACGCAUGCAGAAGAUCUCGGCGAAGCGGAGAGCGAAGCGGAGAGCGAAGCGGCCAGGCUCGAGCAACUCUCUGUCAAAGAGCGACGACGAGGAGCGCGACAGUGAGUCCCUGGUCGAGGGCGAGGAGGCGAACGCCACCCCGUCGAGUUCCGGCCGAAACGCUGACCUGAACAACACAGAUUUCUCCGAUGACGCCGACUCUGUGGACGCAUCUCUGUCGCCACUCGAUCCGUCCUCUGUCCACCGAGGGAUCCUCCAGUCGUGCUGUGAUCUUCUCGGCGAACUCAUCAAAUUCAAUCCACACGUUCUUCACAUGCUGAACGCCUACUUGGCUGCAAGGCCCCAAACCCUGGCGCUGUUCCUCAAUGUCCUCGUGGGAAGCCUCGUCGACAGCAACGUUCUCCUGCGCUCGCUCUUUCUCACCAUCGACUUCUGUCGGCAAGUGCAGUACCUGCAUCGCCAGAUUGUCGAGACUGCGCGACGGACCCUCCGAGAUGCUCCGUCUGUCCUCGCCGCUUCAGCGCUGCCGCACUGCAGGCGAGGCGCCGGCCCGGGCCUGGUGGGUCCUCGAGAAGCGGCCCUGGUGAUGCUCCCGGCGCGUCUCCUCAGGGUGAUGAAGGUCUUGCCUCAGCGGUGGGGCGACGCAAGCACCGCCGUGAGGACUGACCUGCGCCUGUCCCUUCCGCCGCCCGUGCUCCCGCCUCCAGGGGGCUUCGCCGGAGACGGCCGGCCUUUCUCUGUGUCUCCUUCGGCGCGUCAAAACAUUCAGAUGCAGGCGCUCGAGGCCGCGUUGAAUGACUCUGUCGGUCUCCCUUCUCUCACGCAUGCGGCCCCACUCGCGUUCCCGCCGCGGCCUUCCAUUCUCCGGACACGAUACGCCCCUAAUGCCUUCGGGGCCUCGCCUUAUAGUCGGGGCCCUUCUUUAGCCGCAGCUGCAGCUGCAGCCGCGGCGCUCGCUGCCGGGCCUGACGACGACAUGGGGCACACCCCGAUGGCGCAAAGAGACAUUUUUGGGCUGCAUGCGGAGUCGCAGUCGGAGCGUACGAGGGCCUCGCGAGCUGGAGACAACUCGGCGUCUUCUCCUGUUAGGUCCUUGUCUCAGGCGGAAGUGGACGAAGCGCUGGGGCUGCUGAAGAAGGAGUUGAUGCCUCUCUGGCGAGCCGUCCACAUUUUCGAGAGAAAUGCGAACAACCCGUACGCUCUGCAUGCAUCAGAGGAUCCCGCUGGAAAGGAGAGCGGCGCCGCCUCGCCCCGAGCACUCCGAGGCGCUCAGAAUGCCGUUGCCGCAACCGCUCGCUCUCUGGCUAGCCGAGGGGGCGGGGGCGGGGGCGGCGAAGCCGUGUCAGAGAGGAGGAAGGGCCACUGCUCGAAAACAAAAAGGAGACAGGGGGACAGUCCCCUUUUGACCUGCGAUCGAUUCGGCAUGCCUCACCAGUUCAGUGACUGCUGCGUUCGCGGUUGGCAUGCGGCGCCUUCGGGCCUCUCGCUGCCCUUCAUCGAGGGUCCUUCCCUGCGCUCACUGCUGGCGCGGUCCAAGACGGAGAAGCGGCGGAGCUCGAGACAGCAGCGGGGGGCGGAUCCACAGCCAGACGGGGAAAAGGCGGAGAACGGAGGGGCUACGGAAGUCCAGGGGGAAACCGUGGAUACCAUCCCUGCGCGGGAAUGCGAAGGAGCGAGGGGAGACUUCGACGCGCUGAGAAAAGGGCCAGAGAAGCUGCAUGGGCCGUGUGAAUCGCCGGGAGAGUCGCGGCGAGCGAACUACGCAGAAGAAGACCGUUCGACGGAGCAGGAGGAAGCGCUUCGCUCGCAGGCCUCUUCGGCCUCUUUGGGAGUCUUCCUGCGAGAUGCUUGUUCGCCUUUUCCGGCGUCUGUCGACCUCGCAGAAGCCGCUGCAAAGGGAGAAUACUGGGAGCACGCGCCGCUGCGCGAGGCGCGAACAAAUCUGCGAGUGGAAGUCUCGGCUGCCAUGGCCGACAGCGCCCUGAAAAAGUGUAGUGAACUGCAUGCAGUGUUCCGAACAAAAUACGCUGUAGACAUCGAAGACGUCGUCCCCGAGGUCGGAAGCGAAGCGGAGGCCCAGCGGCCCCUCUUCCUCUUUGCCAGACUCCAACGCACGGCGUUGAUCAAGAAACUCAUGUGUGUGGUCCCGUUCGACACUGUCGCGCCCGACACGGUCUGUUGCGUGAACAGCUGCCUUCUUCUGCUGUUGCUCGCGUUGCUCGACGGAGAGCUCGAGGAGACGCUGGAGACCGUGCGAAGGGAUUUAGCGGCAGAAGAGGAUGGAGACUGCCCUGUUCUCGCCCGGCAGGCCCGCGGAGACUGGCCGUCACCGCCAGCUUCUUGGACGUCUUCUUCCUCUUCGUCAGCUUCGUCUGCUGUUCUGUUCCGCAUCUGUCGAGAUGCCGGCAACGUCCCGACGCUCACCGCUGCAGCGCAUGCUCGCUGUCGCAGCUGUUUCCAGGCGGCUCUGGAGCGGGCCAAAGGGGCGAGGGUCGCGAGCAGAGAGAAGGCGGGAGAAAGGCGCGAAGCGCGGCGCCAGCCUGGCAACUUAAGAGGCGCUGCUUCUGCCCUAGGCGCACCCCCAGAAAGCGCUCCACUACAGCCGUCGCUCGACGGAUGCGCGAGGCCUCGAGCUCUCCUGUCAAAUCCCCCUAGCCCACUGGCAUGAACUCGUCACGAUUUUGGGGGGGAAAGCUUCAAAAAGGACCAGCUUGGCUUUUUGCGAAGAACGCCGGCGACAGAACUAAAGACAUAACGCAGUCUGCUAUCGCCUAGUGCCCUACGGAACGCUUGGGUCUGAAACGAAGUACGCCAUGAGGUACAUGGUGAAAGGCAGCAAGACGAGGCGAGGGCCUCUGAGUGGAGCGUAACGAGGAACUCAUCUGUUUUGUCUGAUAAAUGCGUUACGCGGAGAGCUUUCAAAGACGCCGUUCGCAUGCAUGCGAACUGCCACACAGCCGCAUGCAGCCUGCACAGGCUUGCUAGGCUUGGACGGUUGAAUCGCAUUGGAAGAGUACUCGUCUGGGUUCCUGUGUGGUGGAGGCUUCGUUUGCGGUACGGUCUUUGUGGGUCAAAUAUAAGAGGAAAGAGAGAGCUGGGAAACGAGCGCAAACGAGAGACGAAUUACAGAGGCUACCCUGUGGUCUUCGAGGACAAAAGCCGCUCUAGCCGGGUCCACAGGAGUAUUCAAAGUGUCGUCCUGCUCUUUGUCUCCCUUGAUUCAUGCUUCGAUGUCAGUCACAACUGCAGAUCAUUUCAAAUGUAUAUGCAUCUAUCUGUCCAUAUAUAUAUAUAUAUAUAUAUAUAUAGGUGGACGUACCAAGCAUUUCUAAACGUAUAAGCACGCAUAUAUAUAUAUAUAUAUAUAUUUGCAUGCAACGUGCGUUCGCGGCAAAGCUCGCCCCUUGACAACUCGAGACGAGAAAACAAAAUAUUGGAGUUGUUUCGGAUGCGACGUUCGAGGUUUCCACGUUGUCGCUGACCAGUACCUCUCAGACAGGCGACCCCCCCCCCGAGGGAUUCGUUCUCAAAUCCACGUACCUCCUUUUACCACGCAGAGGGAUCCUACGGUAUGGAGGUUAAUCCACAAUGGUUUUUGUUCCUGGCGGAAUAUAAGGAAUGGCGGUAUCACUCAUAUUUACAGCGAGGGAAAACUGCUCGGAUGCCGGUAUGAUCGACGCAAUCGUGCUGGGAGUAAUCAUAUGUGAAACAGACUAACUUUCCCCCUGAAGUUUGUUUCCAAUAUCAUGCGACACAACGAUUAUGGUCUUGGCAAAAAAUCCGGAUUCCUGCUCUCACACUUAUUACCAGUGAGGGAACAUUCUUUUUACUCAGAUGCUAGAUGGAUCGCUAUUUGCGAAUGGGGAAAGUCAGCUCUGAGCCUACUUCAGUCGGGACGUCUCG
Molecule: messenger RNA, 15839 nt
Organism: Toxoplasma gondii ME49
Lineage: Eukaryota; Apicomplexa; Conoidasida; Eucoccidiorida; Sarcocystidae
Exons: 8
Coding region: 1117-14604 (4495 amino acids)
Biological process (GO): ubiquitin-dependent protein catabolic process
Cellular component (GO): Cul4A-RING E3 ubiquitin ligase complex
Molecular function (GO): phosphatase binding
Source: RefSeq, a predicted model, not a curated record